Messenger RNA from Labrus bergylta (ballan wrasse), 1495 nucleotides. The record is from RefSeq and is a predicted model, not a curated record. NCBI's taxonomy places the organism in Eukaryota, Metazoa, Chordata, Actinopteri, Labriformes, Labridae.
UAAACAGUAAUCACGUUACAACCCGGAAGUGUUGCCUUUCUCCGAUUAACGUUUUGAAUAGACGAGAAUGAGCAGUUUAUCUCAUGAAGAAACGAUUAAAGGCGAUGCUGCGAACGUCGGGUCGCUCGUUGAUAAUCGUGUUCGUGUCCUAAUCUUUGUGGUUUGAGGCGGAGGCGGUCGAGUGUGAGCAGCAACGCCCCGAUGAGAGCCACCCCGUCGGAGAACAAAAACAUCCCCUCCGUGUUUACAAACCGACCCACAGAAAUCAUUUCCCCGCAGAGGGUCGUCGGCUAACCGUGCGGUCGUGUGAGUGUAACAUCAGACGAAAAGGAAGAAAAAAAACCCCCACAAAAACAUGGCUGAACUGCACGUUGUGGAGCAGAGCAGCACGGGCACCAUCGAGCAGCCGGAGCACCGCGACGUCCGCGGCUCAAUGCGCCUGGCGUCGCCCACUCUCAUGCUCCCUCCGCGGGGCAGCCAGCUCAGUCCCGGCGGGGUGUCGAGCGGAAGCGGCGGCGGCGGCGGCGGACGGUCGUUGUUCGGGUUCCCGGGGAAGAACAACCCGAACUCCCCGUCCGAUUCUGCAGACAAGCCGGGCUCACGCUGGGUUCGUCUGAACGUCGGCGGGACAUAUUUCAUCACGACGAAGCAGACCCUGUGCAGGGACCCCAAAUCCUUCCUGUUCAGACUGUGUCAGGAAGACCCGGACCUGGACUCCGACAAAGAUGAGACAGGAGCCUACCUGAUCGACAGGGACCCCACGUACUUCGGCCCCAUCCUGAAUUACCUCCGACACGGGAAGCUGAUCAUGGAUAAAAAUCUGGCUGAGGAAGGUGUUCUCGAGGAAGCCGAGUUCUACAACAUCGCGUCUCUGGUGAGGCUGGUCAAAGAGAGGAUACGGGACAACGAGAACCGGACCUCUCAGGGCCCCGUGAAGCACGUGUAUCGAGUACUACAGUGCCAAGAGGAGGAGCUUACACAGAUGGUCUCCACCAUGUCGGACGGAUGGAAGUUUGAGCAGCUUAUAAGCAUCGGCUCUUCUUAUAACUACGGGAACGAGGACCAGGCGGAGUUUCUAUGUGUGGUUUCCAGGGAACUCAACAACUCCACCAACGGCAUCGUCAUCGAGCCCACCGAGAAGGCCAAGAUCCUUCAGGAGCGAGGCUCGCGGAUGUGAAGAGAUCCUGAUCCUCAAACACACUUAAUCAACAACAACAAAAUAACAACAAGAACAUUUCCCCCAGUUUUUAUCAACCGGCAUCAUCAUCAUCAUCCUCCUCCUCCUCAUGACCUCGCCUCCUCCUCCUCCUCCUCUGGUGUGCCUUUCCACAGCGGGGACGCCUCCACGACGCCCCCCCACCCCUCCCUCAGUCCUCGUCCUUCAGAGCUGCGACGGGACCCCGGCUCGUCUCCUCGUUCGUCCUCGUCCAUCGCAGGCUGUGGGACACUUUGGGAGGAUUUUAAAAAAGAAAGGAAAAAAAAAAAAAAAAAAAAA